Hippocampus comes (tiger tail seahorse) is the source of this 3355-nucleotide messenger RNA. It is a transcript of the gene slc37a3, whose product is annotated as solute carrier family 37 member 3. Gene Ontology annotation, molecular function: transmembrane transporter activity. The record is from RefSeq and is a predicted model, not a curated record. Gene Ontology annotation, biological process: transmembrane transport. Lineage: Eukaryota; Metazoa; Chordata; Actinopteri; Syngnathiformes; Syngnathidae. The transcript is spliced from 16 exons. The coding region runs from base 648 to 2159 and encodes 503 amino acids. Gene Ontology annotation, cellular component: endoplasmic reticulum membrane.
ACGGCUGCACCAGAGCGGGAGACAGAGCCCUCCGCCUCUCCACCUCAUCCAACACCUACGGCACAGGAGUCCCACACGCAUCAUCGCAUCACUGCCUCCAAUAUACAAACGUGGAAGAAACCAUCACUACACGACAAGACGGCCCACCCGCUGAUUGAGAGGCAAUACGCUCAUGAGAUUGUGUCGGAACCUUGCUUGUGUCAGCACCAGGAGAGGAGGGCAAAGAAGACUGCUGGGAGCAUUGACUCUCCAACUCGAUGUCCUCAUACGGGUUCUCUUUGUCUGGAAGAACACCAGACAACUCACGUCAUUGAAGAAUUUGGAAAGCAAGGUUGCAGCUUUCAAGCCUACAGAGGAUGACUGUGAUGGUUCUUUUCCUUCCCAAAGCGAGAUCUUGUCCUUGAUGUUGCCACCGCUGCCGGAUACGGGGAGCUUGUUGCCCACUAGGAGUCUUUUCUCAUCGCUUCGAUGGUCCGAAUUGGGCCUCCGUCACCGUGCCAUCUACCCCUGUGAUGUGCCUGUACCGCCCGGCCUUUUAGCUCAACUCCCUUCCCGUCCUUCCUCGCCCCCCACUCCCAGCACCCUGAAGAUCCCCACCUCCCAGGACCAACCUCCAAAUUCUCCUCCUCUCACCGGUCACCCCUGUGAUGCCUCCCUCAUGCUGUGGCUACCUGUCACAGUACACCCAUCAUCACCUGGUUGCGUUCCUGCUCACAUUUUUUAGCUAUGUGUUCCUGCAUGCCUCCAGGAAGACGUUCAGCAAUGUAAAAGUGAGCAUCUCCGCCCAGUGGACGCCUUCUCCUCGCAAUGGCAGCGCUCCCGCUCUCCUGCCCAGCGAGACAUGGGAGAAAAACCGUCUGUUUGCCGAUGAGCAGCAGGCAACGCUCUUCCUGGGCGCUCUGGACUCCAUCUUCCUCUUCUCCUAUGCUGUGGGUUUGUAUCUGAGCGGCGUCAUAGGCGACCGGGUGAACCUGCGCUACGUGCUGUGCUUCGGCCUGUGCGGCUCCGCGGCUGUGAACUUUGUGUUUGGCACGUUGACCGAGUGGCUCCACAUCUACAACGUCUACCUCUAUUGUAGCCUGUGGGUGUUGAACGGCCUGCUGCAGUCUACCGUCUGGCCCUGCGUGGUGGCUGUCAUGGCCAACUGGUUCGGCAAGACUGGGCGCGGUUUCCUGUUUGGCCUGUGGAGCGCAUGCGCGUCGGUGGGUAACAUCUUUGGGGCCUUCUUGGCAUCCAGCGUGCUCAAGUACGGCUACGAGUAUGCCUUCCUGGUCACGUCCGUGGUGCAGUUUGCCGGCGGAAUUGUGCUCUUCUUCGGCCUGCUCACCUCCCCGCAUGAAGUCGAUUUGUGCGUGUCAGGUCUUAGCAGUGAUUGUCCGACGGGACUCAGCCCAGUUGACACGGAGACCCACAGGCCUCUGAUGAGCGACGAGGAAGCGGAGGAGGAUGCUUACGAGCCUCACUACCGCUCGGUGCGGCGUCAGGACGAACCUGGGCAAGAGUCCCCAAAAGCCGUGGGUUUCUUCCAAGCCUUCUGGCUGCCCGGAGUUCUGCCGUACUCACUGGCGUACGCGUGUCUGAAGCUGGUGAACUACUCCUUCUUCUUCUGGCUUCCUUUCUACCUGAGCAACAACUACGGCUGGAAGGAAGUCGAGGCUGACCGGCUAGCCAUGUGGUAUGACGUUGGGGGGAUUAUCGGCGGAACCGUUCAAGGUUUGGUAACGGAUAUCAUGGGAAAGCGGUCCCCAGUGCUGGCCUUAAGUCUUACUCUUGCCAUGGCUUCUCUGGUGGGGUACAGCCACUCGCCGGACGACAAGACGGCCAACGCCGUCCUGCUGGCCAUCACGGGCUUCCUCAUCGGAGGUCCGUCCAACAUGAUCAGCUCGGCCAUCUCCGCCGACCUGGGGAGGCAGGAUGCCAUCAGGGGGAGCCGGGAGGCUCUCGCCACAGUCACCGGCAUCGUGGAUGGCACAGGGAGUAUCGGAGCCGCCGGAGGACAAUACCUGGUGUCUCUCAUUGAGAGCAAAUUGGGUUGGAUAGCCGUCUUCUACUUCUUCGUCGUCAUGACAGGGGGCAGCAUUCUUUUCAUCUCUCCCCUGAUCGCAACGGAGGUGCGGGCCAUGUGGAGAGAGCGGCAGAUGCGGCAUCACCAGCUCUGAGGCGAUCGGCUCUUUGGAGCUCCUCCAACGUACUUGAAAGAAAAUGGCUCAAGUCGGUGAGUUUGCCUUUCUUCCUCCAACCCCCUCGGUGGAGAUUGAAGAACGACCAGAGGGAUCGCAUCCUCUCUAAAAGACUCAGCGUGCGCAUUUUCUUCAGCAUUGACAAUUGGACUGUCGGGAACUGCAAAAGCAGUUUCAUCAUGUACAAAUCAUUGAAAUGGUUGUAUGUACUUAAAAAAAAAGCACUGUGGUGUUACUUGGAGGCAUCUUCGAUUCACGCUUGCCCAAUGCCGAAAUAGAUUCUGUCCAUAAUGCACUCAAAGGCUAGAGAUUUAGUGGGCAACUUUUGCCUUUUCCGUUUCUUUUAAUCAGGUACAAAGUGUCCUUUCACUGAAGGGUUUCGGUCCUCGCUUUGUUUUCGCCCGCAUUCCAAUUUCCUCGUACGACUGCAACACUAACGCCAUCGGAGACUUAAAUGAGAUGUUAACCAGCACUUGUCCCGGGAACUGAAGCUCAUUGGGUGCACAAUGCUUGCGGUCGACACGCGUCAUGCCACUGACGACUCGGAAACUUUGUUCUGGGAGGUGAGGCGGGGGUGGUGGCAAUGAGCAUCCACAAAUACCUCGGUCGAAGUCAAACAGGCGCGAGAAUGUGUAACUUCUGCAAAGUGCGCCUAUUUUCCUGUCUAUUUUAUCUCUAUUUAUAUGUUCAUUUCAGCACCUUCGAAUCUGUAAAAGAGCGUUUUUCUUUUAAAUAAAUGGGCGUUGCAAGUUGAAUGCGUGGCUUCAUGAAGGCACCAAACAAGCUCUUAGCGUGUCAAGACAUUUGUGAACUGCGUCCGUUCGAGUGAGAUUUCGCUGCUCUUCGUUGCCAUUAAAACAACAAAUAUUUUGUCUAAUUCUAAAAAAAAAGGGGGCGGGGAAUAAAACGACCACGCAACUAAAUAAUGACCUAACGAGGCCAAUGUGCAGUAUCGCUUUCCAGCCGCUAGGCGGUGCCAUACACCGCAGAAGAAAUCCCACACCGGCUCCAAUUUCAUAAAUCCAUAAAAGUAUUUUUAUUCAUUCGAGCACAGGGAAUAAAAUCCCGGCGAUAUUCAGAAUCUCUUCAACAAUUCCAGACAAAUGUAUGACUCUGUCCGACAUGAUGACAAAUGGUAUACAAUGAUUAUCAUACAUUUAUGCAAGAAUGCAAAA